GCGCCAAAUUUUAGUUGCUUGAGGACUGGGAGAUCUGCUGUGGGUUUGUGCGGAGAGGAGAGAAAAAGAUUGACACAGAAAACCGAUAUUUGUAUUUUGUAUAUAACGAGUUUGCGGUUAUAUUCCACUGUGCAAGUGGUUGGUCACAUCGGUGAGGUAAUGUCACCAAGCCGUCUGUAGUGUUUUAUAGCUUUCUGUGUUUUUGGCCUAAAACAACAACAACAACAACUACUUUAUACUGAGUACGUACUGUAUUUUGUAGUCCGUUUAUAUUAAAUGAUGCAGUCCAGACCAGUAAGAGUCAAACUCAUACCGCUAAAGAAAAUGUAAACGUUCCUGCUUCUAGCUGGGUGUGGAAAGCUGCUGUUGCUGUAAUAGAGAAUGGGUCUCCUUGAGUGCUGUGAGGGGCUGUUUGGCACAAGCAACCUGUACCAGGUGCUUGGGGUGGAGAAGGAGGCGUCUGAGGCAGAGAUCCGCAGGGGCUACUACAAAGUCUCUCUCCAGGUUCACCCAGACAGGGUCCCGGACAAUGAGCAGGCCACAGAGAAAUUUCAGGUCCUUGGAAAGGUGUAUGCAAUAUUGAGUGACAAGGAGCAGAGGGCAGUAUAUGAUGAACAAGGCAUUGUGGACGAGGAAUCUGACACCCUGCGCCAGGACCGCUCGUGGGAUGAGUACUGGAGGCUGCUGUUCCCAAAGAUCACGGUGGAUGACAUCAAGGCGUUUGAGGCGAAGUAUAAGGGCUCAGAGGAGGAGGCCGCGGAUGUCCGGAAGAGCUACAUGGAUCACAAGGGGAAUAUGGACCGCAUCAUGGUGUCAGUACUGUGCUGCACCUACGAGGAUGAGCCUCGGAUCCGGGAGAUCAUUGAGAAAGCCAUCGCUGCAGGAGAGCUCCCAGCCUUCGACGCUUUCACAAAUGAGCCAGAGAAAAAGAAGGCGGCCAGAAAAAGACAGGCUAACAGGGAGAAAAGAGAAGCAGAGAAAAUGACAAAGGACAUGGGGUUAGCCGAUGAUGAGGACUCCCUGAAAGCACUUAUUCAGAAGAGGCAGAAAUCUCGUGAACAGGAGACAGACUCGUUUCUGGCAGACCUGGAAGCAAAAUAUUGCAAGAAAGGAGGGAAGGGAAGAGCUGGAAAGAAAGGGAAGAAAUGAAAACUUGUUAAGAGCACUUUGUAAAUAGUUAAAAAGAAAAAUAUUAAAAAGAAAAACUUUUUUUUUUGACCUUGUUACAUAAAGGAGCACUUUCCCCCUCCAUGUGGUGGUGCCCAAUAAAUAAUUAUGCGACAUACAACUUUUCUUGUUCUUUAUAAUGACUUCUCUGCAUAUUUUGACAGAGAUGCAGUCUCAAGUGUUAGUGUUCAGAGCUACUGAUAAUUGUAUUUGUGUAUACAUGUUUCUCUUUGUUCAGUUAUAGUUUUUAUAAAGUGUCCUGUUUUCAUA
This is a messenger RNA of Acipenser ruthenus (sterlet), 1437 nucleotides long. Its product is annotated as dnaJ homolog subfamily C member 9. Gene Ontology annotation, cellular component: cytoplasm; nucleus. The record is from RefSeq and is a predicted model, not a curated record. The coding region runs from base 382 to 1149 and encodes 255 amino acids. NCBI's taxonomy places the organism in Eukaryota, Metazoa, Chordata, Actinopteri, Acipenseriformes, Acipenseridae. The transcript is spliced from 6 exons. Gene Ontology annotation, molecular function: heat shock protein binding.